AGCUAGGAUUAAAACCAAGAAUUGCCUACCCAGCAAAAUUGAGAAUAAUCCAUGAGGGGAAAAAAUUGACAUCCAAUGAGAUGGAGGAAUUUCGUGCAUUCUUGAGAAAAGACCAGAGCUAAAUAGAAAAUUUGUCUUUCAAAUACAAGACUCAGGAGAAGCAUGAAAAAGGUGAUAAAGCUAUUAAAGUCAAAAUACCAGUACAAAGAAGGAGAAGCUCAUGUCAUCAGUGAAAAAGUCCAAGUUAAAUUCAGCCAAGAGUGCUACAGAGAGUCCAAAAUGUCCAUUACAGAUCUAAGGAUUUCACAUUGGGAAGAAGCUUUUCAAGAAACAAGAGCUGAGACAGCCAGUCAGGAACUAGCUAAAGAAUGUUAUUUCCUAUGGAAAUCUACACGUCUCCAGCAUAUGACUUUAUCAGAAGACGUAAAAAACAUGCUGACUGAACUUCGAAAGGAGGUCCCCCUCCUUCUUUUGACUAAUGGUGACACACAGACACAAAGAGAGAAGAUUGAAGCUUGUGCCUGUCAACCAUAUUUUGAUGCUAUUGUUGUAGGUGGAGAACAAGAGGAGGAGAAACCAGCACCAUCGAUAUUUUAUUACUGCUGUGAUCUCCUUGGGGUACAGCCAGGAGACUGCGUGAUGGUUGGGGAUACUCUAGAAACAGAUAUCCAAGGAGGGCUUAAUGCUGGCUUGAAAGCCACAGUCUGGAUAAACAAAAACAGAAUUGUGCCACAGAAGCAGUCCCCCGUACCUCACUAUGUUGUUUCUUCUGUACUAGAGUUACGUGCCAUCCUACAGAAUAUAGACUACAUACCCAGUGUGUCAGCUUAACAAGUAUCAAAAGAGACAGUAAGAAUUUCUGGAUCAGACCUUAAGGUUCUGCUGGGAAUGAAUGAGAGGUACAUAUCUUCUAGUCUUCUAGGUUCCAAAUCAAGAACAUAUGUAAUUCUAAUAAUUUAUAAAAAGUCACAUAUCACUUUUUCUUUGAGAAAAAUAAAAGUUUUUUUUUUCUUA
Molecule: messenger RNA, 1014 nt
Organism: Vombatus ursinus (common wombat)
Lineage: Eukaryota; Metazoa; Chordata; Mammalia; Diprotodontia; Vombatidae
Gene: NANP
Product: N-acetylneuraminic acid phosphatase
Exons: 2
Coding region: 163-831 (222 amino acids)
Molecular function (GO): hydrolase activity
Source: RefSeq, a predicted model, not a curated record